CCCUCUUGGUCCCCGUAACCUGAAUUUUCUGUAGGUUACUGCAAGAUAUCAACAAUCUUGAAGCCUCUAAAGGUUCAAUUCGGUGUAAUCUUGAAGGUUCAACGAACUUAGUCAAAGAAUGGCUGAAACCCUAAGCCCUACUCCUACAGCCGGUCAGAAACAGAGAGCGCCGGUCCUGUCUCCGGAACGACCUUUAUUUUUGGGCUCCAACGAUGAUCAACUCGAGCGUGCUCAAGCACGUGCGGCCCGUGCUGCAGCCAUCCGUCGGAAGCCGGUUGCUCUUCAUCAAGCAAGCGAUGUUAGUCCUGCAGAGCCUUGUCUCGGACAGGAGCAGAUUAUGGAAUUGUUCCAGAAUUGCAUCAAACUGGCCAGUGAAAAUAAAAUUAAUCAGAAGAACACUUGGGAGUUGAAUCUCAUAGAUCACCUUUGCGAUAUUAUUAAGGUCGAAGAAGAGAAUGACGUCGAGACCAAUUUUCAGAAGGCAAGCUGCACUCUUGAAGCGGGAGUUAGAAUAUACUCGAUGAGGGUGGAUUCUGUCCAUUCUGAGGCAUAUAAGGUUCUUGGAGGAAUUAGUCGAGUUGCACAGGAACCUGAGCAAGACAGUGUAGAGGAUGGCAACAUGGACAUGCAAGGAGAAGGCGAUUCAAAGAAGCAGAAGGAGCUAAAGUUAUCUCCUUUAUCAACACUGGAAUCAUCCUUUGAGGCUCUUAAUGUGAAGAAGUUUGAUGUUGCAUUUGCUGUGGAUCCUCUCUAUCAUCAGACAACUGCCCAGUUCGAUGAAGGUGGAUCAAAAGGUCUCUUGCUAAAUAACCUUGGAGUAUACGGUGGAUGCGUAAUGAUUUUUGAUUCACUUGAAGUACCUGGGAAGUGCAUGUCAUGCUCAAGUGGGCAUGAUAAAGUAGAUACAAUUGAUAUUGCCUAUGCCAGAGAUCAUAUAGAACAAAUGGUAUCAAACAUCUCAAAGAAACUUGAAAUCUCACCAAGUCUCAAGGAUAUAGUUAAUCUGUUUGAUGAAGAUAAUAGAAGACCAGCAGAUACCUUUUCUUCUUCCCAAAAGUCCGUUGAACCUGAUCAUGAAGCUUAUGGCGAUGACUUCGAUGGUGGUGGACAUGACUGUUCAGGAACCUGGGACUUCAUUAACGACAACCAGACAAGCCUCAAUGGUGAGGACACAUAUGAGGGAGAUGAGGAACCGGUUCAUCAUCAGGAAAACGAACUGUAUGUUUCUCAUGAUGGUGAUGUAGAUGACAGAUUUGCGACAGUUGACAGCUUCCUGUUUCUAAGUAUUGGUUUAACUGGAAAACAAAAUGCAUGGGCAGGCCCUGAUCAUUGGAAGUAUCGAAAGACUAAAGGUCCAGAAGAUCCUGCCAAGGAAAAUGGAUCACCAUUAAUACCGAAAAAACAAAGGAAUAAGAAACAAGCUGAAUUUGAUAUAGAAUUUACGAAAGCGUUGGAUUUGGUCAGUGAUGUGGAUAAUAUCUUUGCUCUUCCUAAAUACCCCAAGUCACUAUUGUUGCCAGCAAAUAGAGAACCUUGUAACACAACACUUCCAGAAGAUUGCCAUUAUCAACCAGAAAAUCUUGUCAAGCUAUUUCUUCUUCCUAAUGUUAUGUGCCUUGGGAAGAGAGGAAGGAGGUAUUCAGAUGAAUCUGGUCAAGAAGGAGAAGAGAAUAAUGGGACGUAUCCGUGUUGGGAUGAUGAUUGUGGCCAAUUUGACGAUGGAAAUGCUUAUGAUGAUGUUGAGGACUCCAUCACACUUGUCUCUCAGCCCCGUCAGGUAAAUAAGAUUGAAGUUGAGUAUGACAAAACAUCUAAACAAGUUGAUGUUCAGGCUCUCAAAGAGACUCUUUGGUCAUCUAUGCAAGAAACACAUGGAUCAACUCAAGAGACAAAGACAUUGUCUUUUAAACACAUAUUGGCAUCUUUUCCAGCUGAUAACAAGAAAACGAGAGCUGCGUCUAUCGACAUCAUCUCCCCACAUUUGUGUUUCAUUUGUGUGUUGCAUUUGGCUAAUGAGCAUGGAUUGAGCAUCCAUGGCUGUACCAACUUGGAUGACCUCUCCAUACACCUUCCAUUUUGAAUAGGGAUUUUGUUUAAAACCAUUUGAAUAGAUUUGAGCAUUUGGGAUUGAUAGUUUUCACCGCUUAUCGAGAGCUGACCCUUGACAUUUGAUGACAGAUUUAAAAAGCCACCGAUAGAUGAUCUUCAUCUUGUAGAUAUCAGUACCUUUGUAACGUUUAUCGGUUA
Molecule: messenger RNA, 2247 nt
Organism: Cynara cardunculus var. scolymus (artichoke)
Lineage: Eukaryota; Viridiplantae; Streptophyta; Magnoliopsida; Asterales; Asteraceae
Product: condensin complex subunit 2-like
Exons: 13
Coding region: 119-2080 (653 amino acids)
Biological process (GO): mitotic chromosome condensation
Cellular component (GO): condensin complex
Molecular function (GO): chromatin binding
Source: RefSeq, a predicted model, not a curated record